Molecule: messenger RNA, 2340 nt
Organism: Aptenodytes forsteri (emperor penguin)
Lineage: Eukaryota; Metazoa; Chordata; Aves; Sphenisciformes; Spheniscidae
Gene: CEP78
Product: centrosomal protein 78
Exons: 16
Coding region: 1-2340 (779 amino acids)
Cellular component (GO): centrosome
Molecular function (GO): protein binding
Source: RefSeq, a predicted model, not a curated record
AUGAUUGAGUCAGUCAAAAUAAGAAGACAGUGCAUGCUGGAUUUCUACUCACAUUAUGAACAUCUUUGUGCUCUUCAAGGCUCUGUCCCACUGAAAGCUGUGAAGACUAACCUGACUCAGGGUGCUCUUGAUCUAAUUGUAGAUCGCAUCAAAGCUGCUGAUUGGGUGCCACUUCUGAAUGCUAUUAGGCAUAAUAAGACUUUGACUUCUAUUGGAAUAAGAAGUUUUCAUCAACAGGGCCUUGGAGAAUCAGGUGUUGAAAGAUAUAAAACUUACUUUAGAAGGAGAAUUCCGGCAAUUCGAUCGAAAGACUUGACUGGCCAACUGUGCAAAGCUGUCAAAGGCUGUCUCAGUAUAUCAGAUGCACUAAAAAGUUUAGAACUGCAGGGUUUGCUUCUGAGGGAGAGAGAUCUAAUACUUUUAACAAAGGGCUUGGCCACAGCUUCAUCUCUGGAGAGUGUCUCUUUAGCCCACUGUCCAAUUGGAGAUGGAGGAUUAGAAACAAUCUGUCAGAGUGUAAAGAAUUCAUCUACUAUCAGAUAUGUAAACUUUACAGGAUGUAGCCUCACAUGGCGAGGGGCAGAACAUAUAGCAAAUGUAUUAAAGCACCAGGCAGUGAAAAGACAUGGUGAAGCUUGGGCUGAAAGCUUGCGUUACAGGAGACCUGACCUUGACUAUAUGACCGGCUUGAGGCGGAUUACUUUCAACUGCAACAUGCUUGUUGGAGAUAGAGGAGCAAGUGCCUUUGCAGACUGUCUAGGAGAGGACCUUUGGCUAAAAGCACUUGAUUUGCAGCAGUGUGGAAUAUCCAAUGACGGAGCAAGGUCAUUAUUAGAUGCUCUUCAAACUAAUACAACAUUAGUAGUACUUGACGUAAGAAAAAAUCCAUUAAUUGAUCACGUUAUGAUGACAAACAUUAUUGAAAGAGUUCUUAUGAAUGGAAAUAGUGCUAAUUCAGAGUAUAAGUGGCUGUCGUCUCCAUCUUCUAAGGAUGCUUUGAAAACUAGACCAAAGAAAAGAACUAUUGUCCUAGGAAGUGGUCGAAAAGGAAAAGCUACUAUUCGUAUUGUUAUCUGGAAGCAGAGAGGAUUAACAUCUAAAAAGUCUGUAAGUCCUGGAAAAAAAAAUAUGUCUGUGAAAGAUAGUUACUCACCAAAACCACUACCACCGGGCACAAAAGGCUUUCUUCCUUGGCGGACUGCAGAACGUGCAAAGAGAUGCAGAGGGGGGACAGUGGAUAGUACUGAAGAAUUACCAGUGAAGAUUCAGACAGGUAUUCCUGUGAAAGUGACAGUAGAAAGCGCUUCUACAUCUGAAACUGAAGAGACAGAAGAUUUAGAUGAUGUUAUCCAUCAUCCUGAUUUGGCAAAAUCAUUAGAGAAGAGUAACGUAACAAAGUAUCAACAAUUACAGUUGGAGCUGGAAGAAUGCAUGGAAAAAUUAAAGGAAGAACAAAGAGCCAGAGUAAAGGCUGAGGAACGGAUAACGGAGCUGGAAACUGAAAAUGCAAGAUUAAGGAAUCUAAAUAUCUCCCUAUCUGAGGUUCUUCAUGCACAGUCAGUAACCAACAUGAUUUUGGAUGAUGAAGGUGUUCUAGGCAGCAUUGAGAACUCUUUCCAAAAGUUUCAUGCUUUUUUAGACCUCCUUAAAGAUGCUGGACUUGGACAACUUGCUGUAUUAGCUGGGAUAGACCAGUCAGAUUUUGGUCUUUUGGGGCAUCCACAAAUGAAUUCUACUCUCAGUAAGCCUGCUAACAUACUAAAGGAGAAGUCUUUUGAAGAAGAAAGACAAGAACAUACCCAGAAUAGCAAAAACAGAGCUGGGGACAUCCAGAUUUCUCUUCCUGGCACAUUUCAAUCCCAGAUGGUUGUGAGUAACACCUUCUCUGCUCUUAGAGAAAUACAAGAACUUCAGACUGCUGGGCAACAGUACCAGCCAGGCUCAUGGAAGGAAAAUGAAGCUCAAACAAUUAAUCAAAAUAAAGAGGAUAAGCCUCGAAAUAGUACUCCAACAUUCUCUGAGAGGAGAGUCAAACAAAAUGAACACGGAAAAGGACAUCACUCAGCAAGGCAAUUGGUUACCAGUCUGCAUUCACUUUCUGAUUCCAGUGUACAUACUAAAAGUAAUGGUAGCAGAAUAUCCAGUGGUGCUUCUGCUGAAAAAAGCAAAAAUUGUUCCUCAAAGAAAUACAUCCCUAGAGCAAAUGAAACGGCAAUUCCGAAUGAUGGUGGAGCAAGAGGAGACCAAAGUAGACUGCAGACAGUAAACCGCUCUGGAACUGAUACUGUAGGAUCUGGCUCUGAAAUACAAGAAAGUAUCCAAAGCGUUACCAGCAUUUGA